This is a messenger RNA of Staurois parvus, 4892 nucleotides long. Lineage: Eukaryota; Metazoa; Chordata; Amphibia; Anura; Ranidae. The record is from the annotation of a GenBank genome assembly.
UCUCCCACAGGCGGUCUCCAAAUCGAGAACAGCGAAGAGUCCGACCAGGGGAAGUACGAAUGUGUCGCCACCAACAGCGCCGGGACGCGCUACUCGGCCCCAGCGAACCUCUACGUGCGUGUACGCCGCGUGGCCCCUCGUUUCUCCAUCCCCCCUAGUAACCACGAAGUGAUGCCUGGGGGCAGUGUGAACCUGACCUGUGUCGCAGUCGGUGCCCCCAUGCCUUAUGUAAAGUGGAUGGCCGGCGCAGAAGAACUUACCAAAGAGGACGAGAUGCCGGUAGGCCGUAAUGUCCUGGAAUUGACCAAUAUUCGUGAAUCUGCCAAUUACACCUGCGUGGCGAUCUCUUCCCUUGGCAUGAUUGAGGCAGUGGCACAGAUUACAGUGAAAGCUUUGCCAAAACCACCGGUAGCUGUGAUGGUAACAGAGACGACAGCCACUAGCGUCACCUUGACGUGGGAUUCCGGAAACCCAGAACCUUUGUCCUACUACGUCAUACAGUAUAAGCCCAAGUUGUCAGAAGGCUCGUUCCAGGAGGUCGAUGGGGUGGCCACCACCCGUUACAGUAUCGGAGGCCUCAGCCCCUUCUCAGAAUAUGAAUUCCGCGUCAUCGCAGUCAACAACAUCGGCCGGGGCCCUCCGAGUGAGGUGGUGGAAGCACGGACAGGGGAACAGGCUCCAUCAGGUCCUCCUUUGAAAGUCCAGGCGCGAAUGCUCAGCUCCAGUACCAUGAUUGUCCAGUGGGAUCCUCCAGAAGAAGCCAAUGGUCAGAUCCGAGGAUUCCGGGUAUAUUACACAUCUGACCCACAUCUUCCCUUCAGCAUGUGGCAAAAGCACAAUGUAGUGGACAAUCUGCUGACCACAAUUGGAGGACUAACCACAGGAAUCACUUAUAGCAUCCGGGUUCUGGCCUUCACGUCUGUUGGGGAUGGGCCACCUUCAGAUAUGGUCCAAGUCAAGACCCAGCAGGGAGUUCCAGCCCAGCCGGUCAAUUUCCAGGCAGAAGCCGAGUCAGACACCCGAAUAAUGCUCACCUGGCAGUCCGCUUCGCAGGAGCGAAUCAGUUCCUAUGAACUGCAGUUCUGGGAGGGGCAGGAUGGACCGAAGCAAAAAGUAACGUUUGCUCCGGCGUCUUCCUAUGCGGUGGAAGGGUUGAAGCCUGACACCCCGUACAGUUUUCAGCUUGCAGCGUCAUCGGCGAUGGGGCUGGGGGUGUACACCUCUGUGGUCCAGGCUCGGACGGCCCAGUCCAUGCCCAGCGCUCCUCCCAGGAAGGUCGAGGUGGACUCUGUCAAUUCCACAUCCAUCCGUGUUACCUGGAAGUCACCACUUCCCACGAAGCAGAACGGGCAGAUCCGUGGCUAUCAAGUGACCUACGUCCGCCUUGAGGGUGGAGAACCUCGUGGCAGCCCCAUCAUUAAGGACGUAAUGCUGGCUGAGGCUCAGUGGAGACCCGAGGAAUCUGCAGAAUACGAGGCCCUUAUUACUGGGCUUUCCCCGGAGACCACCUAUUCCAUCACGGUGGCGGCUUAUACCACAAAGGGAGACGGCGCCAGGAGUAAACCCAAAGUUGUGACCACGACAGGGGCCGUGCCAGGCAAGCCCACCAUGAUGAUUGGCACAACGUCCCAGAACACAGCGCUUAUUCAGUGGCAUCCACCCAGAGAGUUGGUUGGAGAGAUCCAGGGCUACCGCCUGCAGUAUAAACGGGUGGAUGAGGAGAAGUUCAUCACCAUGGACUUUGGAAAGAAUGAGCAUCACUACACGGUGACCAAACUGCACCGGGGCGCACGUAUGUCUUCAAACUGUCCGCCAAGAACCGGGCCGGCUUUGGAGAGGAGUACGAGAAGGAGAUCUCCACGCCAGAGGAUGUGCCCAGUGGGUUCCCACAGAAUCUGCAGGUUGUUGGGCUCACCACAUCCACCACCGAGGUGUCCUGGGAUCCACCAGUCUUGGCAGAACGGAACGGAAGGAUCACGAACUACACAGUGGUGUACCGAGACAUCAACAGCCCUCAGGAUAUGUACAACAUCACCCGUGACACACAUAUCACUUUGGUCAACCUCAAGCCAGACACUACCUAUGACAUUAAGGUCAGGGCAAGGACCAACAAGGGACAAGGGCCCCUCAGCCCCAGCAUUCAGUCACGCACAAUGCCUGUGGACCAAGUGUUCGCAAAGAAUUUUAGGGUGAACGCAGUGAUGAAAACAUCGGUCUUGCUCAGCUGGGAAGUCCCCGACUCGUACAAAUCCGCUGUGCCUUUCAAGAUUCUAUACAACAACCAGAACGUAGAGGUGGACGGUCACUCAAUGCGCAAGCUCAUCAAUAACCUCCAGCCAGACACAGAGUAUUCCUUUGUACUCAUGAACCGCGGCAGCAGCAGCGCUGGCGGUCUCCAACACAGAGUGUCCAUCCGCACGGCUCCCGACGUCCUGCAGAGCAAGCCAUCCUCUGCCAGCAAGUACAUGGAGGAAGGACGAUUUACCCUGGAGCUGCCCAGAGUAAAGACCAGCGCCCCCGUCAGAUGGUAUUACAUUGUGGUUGUUCCCUUGGACCGUUCCAGUGGUAGUCUGAGCGCUCGCUGGCAGAGCCCGGAGGAGAUGGAGCUGGAGCAGAUUCUGGAAGCCAUUAAUCAGGGCUCCCGCCGGCAGAGACGUCACGCUACAAAGAAUAAGCCAUACAUAGCGGCUUGUCUCAACCCUCUCCCGGAAAUCUUCACUCUCGGUGACAACAAAGAAUAUAAUGGAUUCAUCAACAAGCCACUGAACGCCGACUUGAGCUAUACCUGCUUCGUGCUGGCGGCUCUAGAAGAUGGGGACACUAAGAAGUAUGCAGCCAGCCCGUAUUCUGAUAACAUCGUGGUGGAGGUUUCCUCAUCUAGACAACAGGAGGAGCCUGAGAUGUUGUGGGUGAUGGGCCCAGUCCUGGCAGUCAUCCUCAUUAUCAUCAUCGUCAUUGCCAUCCUUCUCUUCAAGAGUAAGCAGGAGAGGAAAAGGACCAACUCUCCCUCCAGCAAAGAGGACCAAAUGCCUGGACUGAAAGACUCCCUGCUGGCCAAUUCCUCUGACCCGGUGGAAAUGAGGCGCCUCAACUACCAGACUCCAGGUUCCAGUGUCCCCAGUUACCCGAAUAUCUCAAGUAUGAGGGACCAUCCUCCCAUCCCGGUCACCGACCUCGCUGACAACAUCGAGCGCCUAAAGGCCAACGAUGGGCUCAAAUUCUCUCAGGAAUACGAGUCCAUCGACCCCAGUCAGCAGUUCACCUGGGAACAUUCCAAUCUGGAGGUGAAUAAGCCAAAGAACCGUUAUGCAAAUGUUAUAGCCUACGACCACUCGCGUGUCAUCCUCACCUCAGUGGAUGGUGUUCCUGGCAGCGACUACAUUAAUUCCAACUAUAUAUAGAUGGCUACAGGAAAGCAGAACGCUUACAUCGCCACUCAAGGUCCGCUGCCCGAAACCUUCACCGAUUUCUGGCGUUUGGUGUGGGAGCAGAGAGCCUCCACCAUCGUGAUGAUGACCCGUCUUGAGGAGAAAUCCAGGGUGAAAUGCGACCAGUACUGGCCCAGCCGCGGCUCCGAGACGUACGGAAUGAUACAAGUCACCCUGCUGGACACGGUCGAAUUGGCCACGUACACAGUGAGGACGUUCGCCCUCUACAAGAACGGCUCCAGUGAAAAACGAGAAAUCAGACAGUUCCAGUUCAUGGCCUGGCCAGACCAUGGGGUUCCCGAGUACCCCACGCCGAUCCUGGCCUUCCUUCGCAGAGUGAAGGCUUGUAACCCACCAGAUGCUGGGCCUAUGGUGGUACACUGCAGCGCGGGUGUGGGAAGAACAGGGUGCUUCAUUGUGAUUGACGCCAUGCUGGAGCGAGUGAAGCUGGAGAAGACGGUAGAUAUCUAUGGCCAGGUGACCUGUAUGCGUUCUCAGCGGAACUACAUGGUACAGACCGAGGACCAAUACGUCUUCAUCCACGAGGCCCUGCUAGAGGCGGUCAUGUGCGGGAACACAGAAGUGCCGGCGCGCAGCCUGUAUGCACAUAUUCAGAAACUGUCUCAGGUCCCCGUGGGAGAGAGUGUCACCACCAUGGAGCUCGAGUUCAAGCUAUUGGCCAACUCCAAAGCCCACACCUCACGGUUCAUCAGUGCCAACCUACCAUGCAACAAGUUCAAGAACCGGCUGGUGAAUAUCAUGCCCUACGAAUCGAGCCGUGUGUGUCUGCAGCCAAUUCGUGGUGUCGAGGGCUCUGACUACAUCAACGCCAGCUUCAUUGAUGGCUAUAGGCAGCAGAAAGGCUACAUCGCCACUCAGGGACCCCUGGCGGAGACCACUGAGGACUUCUGGCGCAUGCUAUGGGAGCAUAAUUCCACCAUUGUGGUGAUGCUGACCAAGCUGCGGGAAAUGGGUCGGGAAAAGUGCCAUCAGUAUUGGCCCGCCGAGCGCUCAGCGAGGUAUCAGUAUUUCGUGGUGGACCCAAUGGCGGAAUAUAACAUGCCUCAGUACAUCCUGCGUGAAUUCAAAGUGACGGACGCACGGGACGGACAGUCUCGGACAAUCAGACAGUUCCAGUUCACAGACUGGCCCGAGCAGGGAGUGCCAAAAACAGGAGAGGGCUUCAUCGACUUCAUCGGACAAGUGCACAAAACGAAAGAACAGUUCGGACAAGACGGACCCAUCACUGUUCACUGCAGCGCUGGCGUGGGCCGGACCGGAGUCUUCAUCACACUCAGCAUCGUGCUGGAGCGGAUGAGGUACGAGGGGGUGGUGGACAUGUUCCAGACCGUGAAGACGCUGAGAACACAGAGACCAGCCAUGGUGCAGACGGAGGACCAGUAUCAGCUGUGCUACAGGGCUGCGCUGGAGUACCUGGGCAGCUUCGACCACUAUGCAACAUAA